CUUUAAUUGUACCACUUACAACCUCCACUACAUAUUGCCAAGAUAACAAUCUCGCAUGUUGUGCUGGAUAUGCAUCUAGUGCAGACCGUAGCGUAACAAUUUACCUAAUUAACAUGAGUGAAGAAGAUAUAUAUUUUAAUAGUGCCACUCUUUAUCAUGGGGCAUGGACUCCCGAUUGUAGUGCCACCACAAUUGAUACAGUAUGGAACGAUAACGCUAUAGCAAUUGCUAGUGGAUCAAACGAAUACUUGUCUGGGACUGAGGGUUUAGCUACUUUUAUUAUUGGAAAUUAUAGAGCAUAUUUCACCAUUAGUUGGGAUAAUCCCUAUGUUGGUAGUAGUUCGUUUUCUAUUGUUCUUUCAGAUACCACAAUCUACUCUAAUGAAACAAUUAGUUAUGGUUGGACCGAUAUGUGGAGUGAAUUUUUGGAAUCAGAAGAUUUGACAGAUAAUGAGAAACUUGAUAUAAAAAAGAAAUUAAUUGAUGCUGAUAAUUUAAUCAAAGAAAUAUCACUAAAAUCUUUAUCAUUGUAUCAAGAUAAAUAUAUUAGCAAACGAAUUAAUAUACAAGAAAUAAAAGAAAUGACAAAGACCUUAGAGGUACAACAGGAGUGA
Messenger RNA from Dentiscutata heterogama, 614 nucleotides. The record is from the annotation of a GenBank genome assembly. Lineage: Eukaryota; Fungi; Glomeromycota; Glomeromycetes; Diversisporales; Gigasporaceae.